CGUCCAACCUCGCUUUGAGCUAACGCUUGCCUAGCCUUUUUUGUCGAUGGCAUGGUGCUAGUGGCUACGGCAGAAACACCGUUGUCACGAGAAAAUAAGAAUUUUUAAAGUGAAUUCGGAUAGCUAAUGGAAAAUAGUUGAUUAAGGUGGAUUUCUGUAGUAGAUGACAGCCAUCACAUCUUUAACAGUUCAGCACCCAGCCUCACAUUUUGAGGUUGCCAGUUCUGCUCCAAGGUUGGCUAGCUAGCGGGCUAACGAUAGCCGAUUAACGCUUAACUAGUUGAGCUAACGACAACUCGGAAUCUAUUUAACAGUUACAACGUCUUGAAUUCCUUGGGGUUAUUAGGAAACGACCAAAAUUAGAGUAAUAGCAUGGCAGAAGCCGAUAAGUUGAACAUCGACUCCAUUAUACAACGUCUGCUGGAAGUGAAAGGCUCCAGACCUGGCAAAAAUGUUCAGCUGACAGAGAAUGAAAUCCGUGGCCUCUGCCUCAAAUCCCGGGAGAUCUUCCUCAGCCAGCCAAUCCUGCUCGAACUUGAGGCACCCCUCAAGAUUUGUGGGGAUGUCCAUGGGCAGUACUAUGAUCUGCUGAGGCUGUUUGAAUAUGGGGGCUUUCCACCGGAGAGCAACUACCUGUUCCUGGGGGACUAUGUAGACAGAGGCAAGCAGUCCCUGGAGACCAUCUGCCUGUUGCUGGCUUACAAGAUCAAAUACCCAGAAAACUUCUUUCUGCUGAGAGGAAACCAUGAGUGCGCCUCCAUUAACAGAAUAUAUGGCUUCUACGAUGAGUGUAAGAGGCGAUACAACAUAAAGCUGUGGAAGACCUUCACUGACUGCUUCAACUGUUUGCCUGUUGCAGCCAUUGUUGAUGAGAAGAUCUUCUGUUGCCAUGGAGGCCUAUCCCCAGACCUCCAGUCUAUGGAGCAGGUGCGAAGGGUCAUGCGCCCCACUGAUGUGCCUGACCAGGGCCUCCUCUGCGACCUGCUGUGGGCUGACCCGGACAAGGAUGUGCUGGGCUGGGGUGAGAACGACCGCGGCGUCUCCUUCACUUUUGGCGCAGACGUGGUCACCAAGUUCCUCCACAAACACGAUAUGGACCUCAUUUGUCGGGCCCAUCAGGUGGUUGAGGACGGAUAUGAGUUCUUUGCAAAGAGGCAGCUAGUGACGCUGUUCUCAGCCCCAAACUACUGCGGUGAGUUCGACAAUGCCGGAGCCAUGAUGAGCGUAGACGAGACCCUCAUGUGCUCAUUCCAGAUUCUCAAGCCUGCAGACAAGAAGCUGUUCUAUGGAGGUGGAGGGGGCAUGGGCUCUGGUCGCCCAGUCACUCCCCCUAGGAAAGCCAAGAAAUGACACCAGUAGUUUGCCCUUGACCUCCAACCCACCCUUCCUGCCCUCUCUACCUCUCUUCUCCUUUCUUUCACCAAACAGCCAGAAAUCAAACCUAUACCCAGGGCUUUUUUUCCUUUUUUAUCUGUACUUCUUAAAAACAUUUAAUGUUACGAAUUGUCUGAGUGAGUGCGUGUGCGUGCGCAGGCGACGAACACGUCUCGUCUGCCGGUGAGCAUUAAAAUCAUGUGUGCACGUGUACAUUUUGUGUGAGAGUAUUAGAGAUUUAUACUUUCCCCUCUCUCUUACCACUCUUCCCUUGGAAAGGUUGAAACCACAGUGUCUGUCUGUACAGUAAUUUUGACUUAAAUGCAGGGUUUGGGAGACAGAGGGAGAUUGCUGACAUAAUGAAUUUAGCAGCAAAGCCCUGCCAGCAGGUGAUGUGUGUGUACUUGUAGAGGGGGGGAAGUAUUUUGUUUUCCCUGUCCUCUGUACUGUAAAAUCUCAAAAACAGGUGUGUGCGUGCGUGUGUGUCUGCGUGUGUACAUGCGGUGUCUUCCCCAUCUGAGUGACGUCGCAGUAUCCGGAAAAAAACAGGAAGUAUGUCACCAUGAGCAGUCGCAUGCUUACCCACACAGACACACACACACAUGCGUAUGACUCUUCGUCUCAGAUUCAUAUGAGCCAGAGCUGUAAAAACCCCAUACAGUUUAGGUUUGUACAGAUUUGAUUACUUGAAAGAGAUUUUUUGUGAAUUCGUUUUGUAGUCUUUCAUCAAGUUGACCAAUAAAGCGAGAAUCUGAACUACAA
Micropterus salmoides (largemouth bass) is the source of this 2136-nucleotide messenger RNA. It is a transcript of the gene ppp1cab, whose product is annotated as protein phosphatase 1, catalytic subunit, alpha isozyme b. NCBI's taxonomy places the organism in Eukaryota, Metazoa, Chordata, Actinopteri, Centrarchiformes, Centrarchidae. Gene Ontology annotation, molecular function: protein serine/threonine phosphatase activity. The transcript is spliced from 7 exons. Gene Ontology annotation, cellular component: nucleus; cytoplasm. The coding region runs from base 373 to 1350 and encodes 325 amino acids. The record is from RefSeq and is a predicted model, not a curated record.